AUGACAAAUAGAAAUGGGGAGAGAGAGACAGCUAAGCGGUGUAUGGAGCUGAUAGAGACAUUGCCUGCAAUGCUACCAGCGAGGAUAACUGAUGCGUAUCGACCAGUGAAGACGCGGCGAUUAGGACAUACAAGCACGCAUAUCACGCAAGAUACUCCCAAAUCAUCCAACAACUCGUUUGCCAGCUCAGCCUCGACGCCGCGGAUAGAAGUGAGCAGUGCACGUCGCAACUGGAGCACGCAAGACUACAAAGAUACGUCGAUAUUAUAUAAAGACCGCGGACGGAAUAUGAAGCACCUCGGCGAUCGCCACUAUCAGCAGGCAUCGAAGGCGGCGAGCGAGAGUGGGAGUGGGAGUGCAACUGCUAAUGCCAGCGCUAGCGGAAACUCGAGUGGAUCGAGCCACACUCUGAAAAUACUCGCCAGCUGCGAACUUGUCGAUGCCGUGCUGAUGUAUGUGUACGGGUUCUGGUGCGAAGACCGCAGCAGUGUGCCGAACAUACAGAACUGGCACAGCCUCGAACCGCUUGCUAAGUUUGCGCGCUCCAAGUGGGAUGCGCUUGCCGACCCCGACACCCAAACUCAAUGUCACCCUCACAGCCUGCCGCCACAGCUGCUCGCGCAUAUGCAGGGGCUCGCACUGCUGGUGUACGCUCUUGUGCUCUUCCAAAUUGCUACUAUCGACGCCACGCAGCUCUUCCACAAGUCUAUCAAGCUGCAGCGGACGGGCGGUGACACCAUGGCGGAACUGGCGACGCAGCUCCUCGCCAAAAGCAUAGAGAAUCACAAACGCAAGGAAAAGGCAAAGGAGAUUCUCGAUAAGGCUAUAGAUAAAUUUCCGAGCACCUCACUCAAGCUCAAGUUCCCAAGGACGUGGGCGCGCGCAGUGGGUGGGUAUCUCGGCGGCAGUGAGAGUGCAAGUGCAAGUGGGAAUGAAGGCGAGAGCCCUGAGGACAGCGAGGAGAUGAGGUAUGAUCGCGAUAGAGCAGCGUCGUUAGGCGUGAAAUGCGAUAGCAUACGUAGGGUGAAAAUGGGAGAUAAAGACACACCCAGCGAAUCGCUCGAUCCAGAUAGCGUGCUGGGUAUUGGAGGACACGCAGGUGGUGGCUUCGCGUGGCCAUUGCUCGAAGGAGGAUUCGCACACGAGUGGUGGCCGCAUGUGGUAGUAUUUGCGCGCUCAGUGUUAGAUGAGUUCGCUCAGACAGUGAGAUUAGAUGAGUUUCAAACAGCAGCUAAGAGAGGCUAUGUCAAGCUCAAGUGA
Wallemia ichthyophaga EXF-994 is the source of this 1260-nucleotide messenger RNA. RefSeq lists its product as uncharacterized. Bases 1 to 1260 code for a protein of 419 amino acids. Lineage: Eukaryota; Fungi; Basidiomycota; Wallemiomycetes; Wallemiales; Wallemiaceae. The transcript has 3 exons. The record is from RefSeq and is a predicted model, not a curated record.